Messenger RNA from Megalobrama amblycephala (Wuchang bream), 2406 nucleotides. RefSeq names its product mevalonate kinase (gene mvk). Gene Ontology annotation, cellular component: cytoplasm. The record is from RefSeq and is a predicted model, not a curated record. Gene Ontology annotation, biological process: cholesterol biosynthetic process; isoprenoid biosynthetic process. The transcript is spliced from 10 exons. NCBI's taxonomy places the organism in Eukaryota, Metazoa, Chordata, Actinopteri, Cypriniformes, Xenocyprididae. Gene Ontology annotation, molecular function: ATP binding; mevalonate kinase activity. Bases 242 to 1330 code for a protein of 362 amino acids.
CUAUAGCGAAGGUUCACGUGUAUGGCAAUGGACAAGCCGAAGCGAUGCAUGACACUUUACCUCAGGAUAUCUCGGUUAUUGAGCUAAACUGCUCUUUUUAAACUUCUAGAAGAAUAGUGCGGUGAAUUUAGGUCGGUGAAUGAGAACAAAUACGAGAUUUUAGCAAGGUUUUAUUGCUUUGUUUUGCAUAUACUGAUACAUUUUCUGCAAAAAGCUCCAUUAUAAAGCUCUAAUAUUCAGGAUGCAAACAAGAGAGUUGUUCGUUUCAGCACCAGGGAAAGUAAUUCUCCACGGUGAGCAUUCUGUCGUGCAUGGAAAGGUUGCAUUGGCUGUGAGUUUGAAUUUGCGCACAUUCCUGCGGCUGCAGUCCACAUCAUCCGGUGAAGUGCGCAUUAACCUCCCCAAUAUUGACACUUUCCUGUCCUGGGAAAUAACUGCACUGCAGCCUCUUCUGGCUGGAUGUAAAGCAGAGCAGGGAGACCUGAAGGAACUUGACGCAGAUCUUUUGAAGAGACUACGUGAAUUCACGGGCAUUUCAGAUGAUUCCACAGACACAAGAAGCAUGGCAGUGUUGGCUUUCCUCUACAUGUACCUGACUGUUUUUGCAGAAGAUCUGGCCAGUAUCACAGUGUCUGUGUGGUCAGAGUUGCCCACAGGAGCUGGUUUAGGCUCCAGUGCUGCCUAUAAUGUUUGCCUGUCUGCCGCUCUGCUGUCUGCCAGAGGGACCAUAUCAUCUCCUCUUACGCCACAGCAGGAGUCAGCCAGAUGGUGUAAAGAUGAGAUGGAGCUGAUUAACAGGUGGGCGUUCAUGGGCGAGAAGAUCAUCCAUGGUAACCCUUCAGGGGUGGAUAAUGCUGUGGGCACAUGGGGUGGCUUUUUAAGAUACCAUGCUGGGAAUAUAACUCCACUAAGCUGGGUCCCCAUUCUGAGAAUCCUUCUCACUAACACCAAAGUACCACGUAGCACCAAAGUGCUUGUUUCUGGAGUGAAGGACAAAAUUAACAAGUUUCCCUCCGUAAUGAAGCCGGUUCUGGAGUCUGUCAGCGCUGUGUCCUGCACCUGUGAACAGACUCUCACAGAGAUGGCCGCACACGGACCUUCAGCUGAGCACUACAACAUACUAGAGGAGCUGAUUGAUAUAAACCAGCACCAUCUGAAUGUGAUGGGUGUGGGUCACUCAUCCCUGGACACACUGUGUAGGGUCACUCUGGCCAGGGGGCUGCACAGCAAACUGACCGGGGCAGGAGGAGGAGGCUGUGGAAUCACUCUCCUACGACCAGCUUGGAUUUGUCCUGCAGUCACCUUGGCUUUAAAUUAUGUGUGCAAAUGACCUGCGGUGGGCCCUGACCGUGCCGGCGCUUCGCCUUCCUGUCUGCCCACUCGGCUGCUGUAAUUAGAGCUGUGCAGGUAGGAGUGUUCAGAUUUCAUCUGCUGAAUUCCUGAUAAUAUCUAAUAAUCUGAAAGCGUUUUAAAAUUGGUCUCUCGUGCUCAUGCAUUAUGCAUGAGCUGCUGAUUGCUUUUUUGCAUAGAUUAGCAAUCAUUUUACAGAUAUGUUUUAAGAGGGAAAAAUGCUCUGUGAGACGUUCAUAAGGACGUAGAGACUUUAGGUUUUGCAUUGGCUUGCAUUUGAGAUGCUAGUUACAGGUAAUUUAGGUCCCUCUCUCGCUCUCUCUUUCUCGCCUCCUGAUUUCUGCCUCCAUGCACAUCAUCAGCAGAGGAAUGUCUCUAAUUUCUUGUCCUCUUUUCUCUUGAUUACUCACUUGUUGAGCAUCCAGGCAUCUGCACAGCUCGCCGUGUCCUGCGCUGUUUCCCAGACUUCUAGUGCUGUUGAGCAAUCAGCACACAUUAGUCAUCAGGAGGCACCGUCAUCUGCAUAUAUGUGAGGCUCAUUUCGCCAUCAAAUGCUUAAGAAGAGUGACCUCUCCCUGUGCUCGGCAUGGAUCGGCAUGAAACAGAAGGUGCGGGUAUGGUCUAAUGAGCGGGAAAACGAAGCCGUAACCUGGCCUCCGCCAUGCGUCCCAGGUGAGCUGUACUGCCUCCGUCUCCCCGGCAGCCAUUUGACCUGCUCGCCGUUGGGUGCAUUCAUCUAUAUUAAUGCUUGAGGUGUUAAAUGCUCCGAGUCACCUUGGACUUCAAUUGCUGUCAGGAGGAAAGGUGCUCUGACAUGACAGUGAUAUUCUGUAAUGAGAAAAAAUGUUCCAUGGAGCUUUCAAGUGGAUUUAAGAACGUUUCUUAACGCAGUGUGUCACAAUAUGAGUGACACGCAGUGAGCCGCACAGGAACUGAAACCUAGCACAGCACAAUACGGACUCUUAAAGGAGCGAGCUGUCUUUUUUUUUUUCCAGUUGAAAAACAAAGGGAAUCAAUAUGAUUUUUGACAAAUAUGUAUAAAAUGUUGUAAACACA